CUUCUUUCUUUUUCUACUUUUUUUCAACCAGCACUUAACUUUGUACACUUCUCUUCUAAUAUUCUCUCUUAUUAUAUCAUAACACAUUCACAUUACAUUUAUUCUCUCCUGAAGCUUCUCACUCAACUCAAUGGCAGACAUUACACACCUUCCCAUGGAACAGCUUCAAGACCUUGAGUACUGUAUUGAUUCCAACCCCCCAUGGCCUGAAACCAUCUUGUUAGCGUUUCAAAACUAUAUACUGGUGCUGGGCACAAGUGUUAUGAUCCCCACCCUUCUUGUACCAUUGAUGGGUGGAACUGAUGGGGAGAAGGCACGGGUGAUACAAACUUUGUUGUUUGUAGCCGGCAUUAACACACUUCUUCAAGCACUAUUUGGAACAAGAUUACCAGCUGUAGUUGGAGGAUCAUUCGCUUAUGUCAUCCCCGUAUUAAAUAUCAUCUUUGAUUCUUCUCUACAACGAAUCACUAACAAUCAUGAUAGGUUUAUCGAAACAAUGAGAGCUAUCCAAGGAGCUCUGAUUGUAGCUUCAAGUAUUCAAAUAAUCCUGGGAUACAGCCAAGUAUGGGGUCUCUUCUCAAGGUUUUUCAGUCCCCUUGGCAUGGCGCCUGUAGUGGGUUUGGUUGGUUUGGGAUUAUUCCAACGAGGAUUCCCUGAGUUGGGGAGAUGUGUAGAAAUUGGGAUACCAAUGCUGUUGUUGGUCAUUGGAGUGUCACAGUACCUUAAAUAUUGGAGACCUGUGAGAGAGAUGCCAAUUUUCGAACGUUUUCCUGUACUAGUUUGUGUUGCAAUCAUUUGGAUCUAUUCAAUAAUACUAACCGCUAGUGGUGCCUACCGGGACAGACCCAUUAGAACUCAAUUCAGCUGCCGGACAGAUAGAGCAAAUCUUAUCUCCACUGCCCCUUGGUUCAAGUUUCCAUAUCCCCUGCAGUGGGGUCCACCUACUUUUUCAGCUGGACAUUCAUUUGCGAUGAUGUCUGCAGUUUUAGUGUCAAUGAUUGAGUCUACUGGUGCGUACAAGGCUGCUUCUCGGCUUGCAAUUGCUACCCCACCUCCUGCAUAUGUAUUGAGCCGGGGCAUUGGCUGGCAGGGAAUAGGUGUUUUACUUGAUGGUCUUUAUGGAACAAGCAUAGGUUCUUCAGUAUCCGUGGAAAACAUUGGGCUCCUAGGACUGACUCGAGUUGGAAGUCGCAGAGUUGUUCAAAUUUCUGCAGGCUUUAUGAUAUUCUUUGCUAUCUUAGGAAAAUUUGGAGCUGUUUUUGCAUCUAUACCUUUUCCUAUAUAUGCUGCGUUAUAUUGUGUUCUCUUUGGUCUUGUAGGUUCAGUUGGUCUGUCAUUUCUACAGUUUACUAACAUGAACUCUAUGAGAAAUUUAUUUAUUACUGGGUUGUCCCUGUUCCUUGGAAUAUCCAUUCCUCAAUUUUUCAAUGAGUACUCAACUCUUCGCCAUGGACUUGUUCGCACUAAUGCUGGCUGGUUUGAUGCAUUCUUGAACACAGUAUUCUCAUCACCGCCGACAGUGGGGCUUAUUAUUGCAGUAUUUCUUGAUAACACGCUGGAGGUAGAGAAGUCAAAGAAAGACCGGGGAAUGCCUUGGUGGGCAAAAUUCAGAACCUUUAGAGGUGACAAUCGAAAUGAGGAGUUCUACACUUUACCUUUCAAUCUCAACAGAUUCUUCCCACCUACAUAAUGAAGGAUAAUCAUCACUACUAAAAUUCAGCUAACUCUUUUUUGCUCACAAUCCUAGUUCCGUCAAGUCCAUAAGAAUUUUUAUAUCCUUGGAUUUGAAUCCCCAGGGUUUUGCUAGGAAAAUCUAAUCAGAGGGUGAUCGCUGUUCUUUCUAGAAAAAACUAGGCAGACGCGGAUCAUAGCCUUGUUUAGCAUCAUCCAAUUUUUUGUGGGCCGUGAUUAAGUAGGUCCCUGGUAGUAUAUUAGGACUAAUGAUCGAUGCUUUGUAGGUGCUGAAUUUUAAUGAAAUAAAAGAAAUCGAAGCUGUUGAG
Messenger RNA from Daucus carota subsp. sativus, 2000 nucleotides. RefSeq names its product nucleobase-ascorbate transporter 1. Lineage: Eukaryota; Viridiplantae; Streptophyta; Magnoliopsida; Apiales; Apiaceae. The coding region runs from base 131 to 1690 and encodes 519 amino acids. Gene Ontology annotation, cellular component: membrane. Gene Ontology annotation, molecular function: transmembrane transporter activity. The transcript has 14 exons. The record is from RefSeq and is a predicted model, not a curated record. Gene Ontology annotation, biological process: transmembrane transport.